CUCUAUUUGAUUCUGCGCUGAUGUUUGGGUCUCCAACUGGCAUUAAAAAUCCUAGUUACUGCAAGGCCCAUGCGAAGCCGACGUCCGCGUACAUCGUAUCGUAUCGUACCAGGGCGCCACACACUCAGCAAGCCCCCUUGUGCGUGCCCUUCCCGGAGCCAUGACAGGCCGCGUCUUGCAACCCCCCCUAUGACGACACCGCGCUGGCUCUUCAUCGCGUAACACUCGUAUCAGUCAGUCAGUCAGUCAUCCGUCCGACCAAGCCACGACCUGAGAGCUCGGAACCCUUGCUCCCUGAUACUCACCAUUAACAACAACCUUUCAGCCUCAUACCAACUGUGGCCUGUCGGAAAUGACAUCACACUCGUUUCCAUCGGCGUUUCUCGACAAUUGGAUUCACACUCUCAAAUCGACCCGCGGCGAACAACUCGACGACUUCCCCAACUAUCACCUCUCAGACCCCGAGAGCCUUGUGACGACAUGCAGCCCCAAGUCGCUCGUCGUUGGCAACGGCGCCGCCAUCUACAGGAACACGCUUCUCCCGGCCAUCCUGUCCGCGAAACAUGAGGUCAUCUUGGUGACCUGCUUCUGGGCCCCGUCCGAUACCCUAACCGCCAUCAAGGAGACCCUAGAGCUUCUCGCCCAACAACGACUGGAAUCCAUUCGGACUUCUGGCGAGGACGCCGUCGCUCCAUUACGCGUCCGCAUCGGGUUUUCGUCCCGUAGCUUCUUCCAGAAGAUCUUCCAUCCGUGGUCGAGGGACGGAUACGCGUACCCAACCUCGGCAUGGCCAAAGCUCGGGUUGCCUCCCGACGCCACCCUCGAGGCGGCCCGCAUUGAACUGUCUGUCAAGAGCCUGUUCUUCUUGCCAUUCAGCGUCAUGCAUCCCAAGUUCGUCAUUGUCGACCGCAAACGCGCCUGGAUGCCCAGCUGCAACGUGAGCUGGGAGACGUGGUUCGAAGGCUGCAUCGGGUUCGAAGGGGCCGCCGUCGCCCAGCUCGUGAGAUUCUACUCUCACGUAUGGGAGCCAGCCAGCCCUCGGCGUGUCCCCGACGACGGCGACGAUGACCACAACGGAACUAGCGGUGGGAUGACAAAUUGGCGACCAGGCCAUUUCAAUGAAGACGCUGAUCGGACUAUGACUGAUGAACCACCUUGCAACGACGAGACCGCGUAUCGUCGGCUGAACCUCGCUACUCUGCCGCCGUGUCCAACGAUACUCUUGCCCUCGUCCCAUCACUGGAACCCCGGCUUCCGCUACAUUCCCUUGUGGAGGCGGACCACUGCGCCAGCAACCCCCCUGAACGCAGCGUUGCUAUCUUUAUUUGCGUGUGCCCGGACCGACAUCGACAUCGUGACACCCAACCUGACUUGCCGGACGGUCGUCGAUGCACUUCUGGACGCUCUGCGCCGCGGUGUCAACGUCCGCAUCAGGACGAGCAAGAACAUGAUGUUGAUCGAGCAGCUCGUGACGGCCUGCACGACGACCGAGUGGACACUUCAGUCUCUCAUCAAGCGAUACCGCCAAGCCUGCACGGAGUGGGGCCGAAAACGAUCGGGUGACGCCGAGUCCCAGCUGCAACGUCCUGGCCGUCUCGACAUCUACUACUACCGCCCGAACUUGCAGGCGUCGGCGGUGCGGGACCCAGAAGAGCCGGUCGUGUCACAUUUAAAGAUGACGCUUGUCGACAGGGAGUACCUCUGCUUGGGCUCCGGCAACCUGGACAGGGCCAGCUGGUACACGAGUCAGGAGCUGGGCAUCCUGCUACACAUUCCCGACUUCAAACAUGACAUUUGGUCUGAAUCCCUUGAGUCCAGAAUAGAAGUGCGAUUCAGCGGUGGUGUUGGCGACGGAAUGGCAGGCUAGGUAGUCAGCCACUCCAUUCGAUGAGUUGAGUUUAUGUACCUUUGCCUAUGUGUAUAUGCAUGCUCAUGUACCCUAUACACGGCGUCGCCGUAAUAUACCCAUCAUGCUCUGCAUUUCUUAUCAAUCCAUGUCUUGGUCGUUCGCUU
Molecule: messenger RNA, 2013 nt
Organism: Colletotrichum destructivum
Lineage: Eukaryota; Fungi; Ascomycota; Sordariomycetes; Glomerellales; Glomerellaceae
Product: Putative phospholipase D/Transphosphatidylase
Exons: 1
Coding region: 353-1867 (504 amino acids)
Molecular function (GO): catalytic activity
Source: RefSeq, a predicted model, not a curated record